Molecule: messenger RNA, 1656 nt
Organism: Tetrahymena thermophila SB210
Lineage: Eukaryota; Ciliophora; Oligohymenophorea; Hymenostomatida; Tetrahymenidae
Product: transmembrane protein, putative
Exons: 1
Source: RefSeq, a predicted model, not a curated record
AUGAAAUGGAGAUUAUUUAUUUCAGUAGUAAUAAUGCUACUUUUUAACUUAAUAAAUAUUUAUUUAGCUAUUUGUGCGUUUACGCAAGGCUAUUAUUGGUAUAGUUUUUCUGUAGCUUUAGUCUACUUUUUAGAAAGAGGAAUCGAUCAUUCUGAACAAAGCUUUUUUGAGAUAAUAUUUUUAGAAAUCAUCAAUUUUCUGAGGCUAAAUACUAUAGUAUCAGAUUAAGAUAUUAGAGAAAUUAAAUUAGGAAGUGUUUAUUUAAUGACUUUCAUCAAUACAUUCUAUUAUUUAACAGAAUAUAAAAUGGUUAAGCUUAAUGCUAUAGGAUAAGUUCAUAUUUUUAUCUCUAUAGAGCUCUUCAUAUUGAUUUUAGACUCGAUUUAUAUUCCAAUUAUAUAAGGUGGCGAUGAAGGAUUUAAAUUUAAAGCUAUACUUUAUAGUUUGUUUGGACAUCUUGCUUAUUACACCAGUCUUAAAUGUAUUUUUAACAUGGAUGAUAGCUAUGGAAAUAAUUUGGCUUGGUAUUUAAUUGUGUUAAUUGUGUUGAAUAUAUUUGCUUCUUUGCUUUUAUAUAAAGAGAAAAUAAAUAGCAUUUUCCACAAAUUUACAUAAGUUUUAGUCGGAUUUCUUUCUAAUUAUCAAUGGAUGAUUAGCUCGAAAUAUAAAAAAUACAAAAUAUACAAUAGAGAUAGCUUUGUCAUUAACAUGAGUCUCUUUAACUAAAUAUCUUUGUUCCUGCUUAUUAUUUUUAAUUCAAAUUUGGACUAGCUCGUAUUUACUUUCUUUCACACGAGUAAUGUAAAUUAAUAAGCUAACCAAAUUUAAAAAUAAUAAGUAAAGUCAGUAUCGAUUUUCCAUCACAAUCAUAAUUAAAUUUUAAGUUAGGACUUUCAAAAUUAUAAUUUUAAUCUUAAUCAAAAACCUAAUAUCAAUGAGGAUGUCUAAUAUAAUUAUUACCAUCAAAUCUUUUUAUUAGAGGCUAUAAUAGCAAGCUUUUUAUAUUUGUUACUGGGUCUAAAAUAAAUAUUUGAUGAAAUAUUCAUCAAAAUCUAGUUAAUUAUUAAUGAAGAUAAAGACUACAUAGAAGCUGCUUAAUUUUUCUUGAAAUAAAGUCACAUCAUAACUCGCAAAAAAUAUUAUAUAACCACGCUAUACUAAAGUUAUGACUUCAAAGAAAAUCAUAAUAUAAAAGAUCAACUGAAAUAUCUUGUUUAAUACACACUUCCUUAGUACACAAACAUUUGCAGUUACUGCAAACUUCAGUUGAGUAUCUCAAAAUUUAUGAAGGGAAAAGAAAAAUUUGUUAAAAUAAAGUGUGGAAAAUACUCUGAAGUCAACAGAAACUUCUAAUGCACUUGUUUAUACUCAAUUCAAAUAUUUUGUAAUUAAGAUUACAUCCACCGCUAUAAUUCUUACAUGCUGUAUAAGGACUAUUAUAUAAACUAUUUACCCUUCAUUUAUUUUUAUAGAUAUUUUAAUGGUCAGAUCUUUACAGAUUUUACUACUUAAAUAGAGAAUAUUUUAGAAAGAGCUGGCCGAAGUAGCAAAUACAAAUGCUAUUCUCUUCAAAUAACUGCUUACUAUGUACAAAUAAAAAAUUUAAUUCCACUCUAACCCUUCUUUGUUCUAUACGAUCUAUACAUAGACAAUUGA